AUGAAAGCAAGAAAAGCGACGAGGACUGAAUGGAGUUCAUGGAAUCUUCCAUCACAAAAUUCUGAUGGGAAACGAGAGGUUCCGAGAAGUUCCGAAAUCCCCUAUAAAAGCGGACACCGAGGCUGGAACCCAACAGUCAAGUCCAGCAUCCCUCAGCAUCUCUCAGCAUCCAUCGGCAUCCUUCUCUCUUCAACUGCCAUAGACCAUGGGCAGUACAGUUUCCCUAGUGUCUCUGUUUCUGUUCGCCCUAGUCUUCGUCUCUCAGGUGGCUCUUCCGGCCCGAUGCGAAGUCCACGUACUCCUCGUUCCAGCAUCACAGUUGACAUUGCAGGCGGCAGGGGUGCAGACCGGGAGGAAACGUGGAGUUUCACUCACACGGACGAAGACGAAAUCGAGCGGAGGAAGCGAGAGACCGACGUGGACUCGGAACCGGAGGAAAUGCAGCAGAUGAGACGCAACAACAACCAAAACAACAAGGGCAGCAGCGAGGAAGGCGAGGGAGUUCAUGGUGGCAAUGGGGGAGGACACAAGAACCGCCAGGGCAGUAAGAGGAGAAAUCAUCAGGGGAGUCAGAAACACCACGGAAACGGCAACGGACGAAGGAAACAGCACGGCAACGACUGGGAUCUCGGAGGGACGGACAUGGAGGAAAAUUCGCGGCAGAAACGAGAGACCGACGUGGAAUCGGACCAAGACUGGAUGCAGCAGAUGAGACGCGACCAGGGUAAGAGCAAGAUCAGUGAAUCCAACGAGGGCAACCUCGAGGGAGGACAAAAACACAACCACGGCAGAAACCAAAACGGCCACAACCAUAAUAAUCAUAACAACCACAACCAAAAGGGCAGCAGCGGCGAGGAAGGUCAUGGCGGUAGGGGGGGAAGACGCAAGCACCGACAGAACGGCAAGGGAAGAAAUCACGAGGGGAGUCAGGAACACCACGGACACGACAACGGACGAAGGAAGGAGCACGGCAACGACGGGGAUCUCGAAGGGACGGACACGGAGGAAACUUGGCGGAGAAAGCGAGAGAUCGACCUGGAAUCGGACCCAGACUGGAUGCAGCAGAUGAGACACGACAAGAGUAAGAGGAAGAGCAGUGAAUCCAACGAGGGCAACCACGAGGGAGGAGACAAGCACAACCACGGCGGCAACCACGACCACGGCAGCAACCACAACCACGGUGGUAAACACAAAGGAAAGAAGCACAAGCACCACAACCACGACGACAAUUGCAACGGCAGGAGCUGCGGCUGUCCCACGUGCGGCGGGAGCAUGAACUGGGGCGGGAGCUCCAACACCACCAUCAUCAUCAAGAAGAAACCCAUCGACGUCCAACCCGUCGAUGAAUUCCAACCAGAGUGA
Molecule: messenger RNA, 1362 nt
Organism: Darwinula stevensoni
Lineage: Eukaryota; Metazoa; Arthropoda; Ostracoda; Podocopida; Darwinulidae
Source: the annotation of a GenBank genome assembly